GCCUGGAUGAAUGAGGAGCCCGGACAAAGCGGAGAUAGGACAGGAGCGGACCAGCACCAGAGCAUAACUUUGACAGCAACCGCGUUAUCUUAAUACUGUACACCUUUUAAGACCCGUGGAGGAUGAUCCCGUCCCUGCCCACCCUGACCGUCCUCAUCCCGCUGAUCUCCCUGGCCGGCCUGUUCUACUCCGCCUCGGUGGAGGAAAGGUUCCCCGAGGGCUGCACCAGCGCCAGCAGCCUGUGUUUCUACAGCCUGCUCUUGCCAGUCACGGUUCCCGUGUAUGUGUUCUUCCACCUGUGGACUUGGAUGGGGCUGAAGCUCUUCAGGCACAAUUAGUG
Molecule: messenger RNA, 340 nt
Organism: Acomys russatus (golden spiny mouse)
Lineage: Eukaryota; Metazoa; Chordata; Mammalia; Rodentia; Muridae
Gene: Pigy
Product: phosphatidylinositol glycan anchor biosynthesis class Y
Exons: 1
Coding region: 123-338 (71 amino acids)
Source: RefSeq, a predicted model, not a curated record